AGAUCUAGGCUGAACCAGAGGUGCAGAAGCUAUGGCUCUCUUCUUCUCUUUGUUAGGCUUCUUUAUCGUCACAGUGGCCGGGUCUACGUGUGGGGACAGGAAUUCCUGUUCCAUGGAGUUAUACGAGUAUGAAAAUUGUGUUAAAGCACAACACACAGCCAUGGAAGUCCGCCUUCACACCCUGGAAACUGAAAUGAAAAGGCUCCAUCAAGAGAACAGCCGGGUAGUGUCCUUCUUCGCCGGUCUUAGCGCCUCUGUCACACCCGUCAUUGGACUUUUAAAAUUUGACAACGUCAUGCUGAACAGGGGUGAAGUUUACAACGGCACAACAGGUCUGUUUACCGCCCCCGUCAAUGGUGUCUACUCAUUUACACUUACAAUAGGCCUACCCCAGCCUGAACAAGCAACUGAUUACUUUCGAAUGCAUAUAAUGAAAAACAAAGAGAUUAUUGGAUAUCUUUUCAUUGAGUGGGAAGGUAAAUGGACAAAGAGGUCUGAGAGUGUUGUGGUAGAGCUUCAGGAAGGAGACCGAGUUCACGCCAUGGUAGCCACCGCUCCGGCGGCAUUCACACAGAUAGGAGGGACCUCUUCAUAUCCUGGAACCCCCUACAGUUCCCACUUCUCGGGAUUCUUAAUUCAACAUGAUCAUAAGCACUGAGACAUGUCAGUUUCUUCUAUUACUACUUUAUAAAAGAUAGAGGAUAUGCAGAUUAAUUUGUUUUCUUUCUUCUUAUUUAUAUAUUCUGAUGAAUUGACGUACGUGCAUAUUAAACUCAGAAAUGUA
Saccostrea echinata is the source of this 784-nucleotide messenger RNA. RefSeq names its product complement C1q-like protein 3. Bases 32 to 658 code for a protein of 208 amino acids. NCBI's taxonomy places the organism in Eukaryota, Metazoa, Mollusca, Bivalvia, Ostreida, Ostreidae. The transcript is spliced from 2 exons. The record is from RefSeq and is a predicted model, not a curated record. Gene Ontology annotation, molecular function: protein binding.